Messenger RNA from Neoarius graeffei (lesser salmon catfish), 5482 nucleotides. RefSeq names its product cadherin 5 (gene cdh5). Lineage: Eukaryota; Metazoa; Chordata; Actinopteri; Siluriformes; Ariidae. The record is from RefSeq and is a predicted model, not a curated record. Gene Ontology annotation, cellular component: catenin complex; bicellular tight junction; plasma membrane. The transcript has 12 exons. The coding region runs from base 429 to 2717 and encodes 762 amino acids. Gene Ontology annotation, molecular function: calcium ion binding; cadherin binding. Gene Ontology annotation, biological process: calcium-dependent cell-cell adhesion; regulation of establishment of cell polarity; homophilic cell-cell adhesion.
UCUGUGUGACUGGGAGUUUGUUAAAAAGCUGCAAAUAAAGAGUUUUUGUGAAACUCAGUUCUGGCCUGCCGUACUUCUGUGCUCCACCCACCCGCUCAACUUACUACAACGUCCUUUUAAAAUUCAAUUCUCUCUAUGUUCAUUUCACCUCCUCGAGCAACCUGUGGCUCACAGAACUACAAACACGCACACACACUGUUCUGUGCUCUACACACUCUCAGUUCAGCAGUCUUAUCUGCUUUCCUGGUGAACUUCCACCCAAACGGCAGCCACAAUAACAGGAAGUGAGUUGUCGAGCAGCUGGACAUCUCAGGGUCUCUCACUCACACACACACUCACUGCCGGACGACGACCCCAGCAUCAACGUUCACACACUUUAUCUCUGGAUUAUUGUAGACGUUCACACACCGGGGAGGAUUUACACUGCGAUGAUGAUACACUUUGUUGGGAAGCAGGCGUUCAGGACGUUUCUCUGGACAGCGUUUCUACACUUUAUUUUCACCACAGCUGAACAUGUUAAAGACAUUUCACCAUCGUCCAUCCUGCAGAGAGAGAAACGAGCAUGGAAGUGGAACAUGAUGCUCGUAUACGAGGAGAAACAGCCGAGCGAUCCGCCGGAGAUAAUCGGCAGACUGAAGAACACUUUGUUCGAUGAAAACAAUGUAAAGUUCAAGCUCUCAGGAGACGGAGCUGGCGACAUCUUCAUCCUGAGCAAGACGGGAGAGGUGCUGGUGUUGAAGAAGUUGGAUCGAGAAACUGCCAGCAGCUACACACUAAAAGCAGAAAUCAUAGACAUUAAGAGUGGAAGGAAGCUUGAAGAUGACACGGAAUUCACCAUCCACGUCCAGGACAUUAACGAUAACGGUCCUGUGUUCUCAGAGACUUACACUGGGUUUGUAAAAGAACGAGCAGAAAAAGGAACUAAGGUGCUGACGGUGAACGCAACUGAUAAAGACGACCCGUCCACGCCCCACGGCCUCAUCAUGUACGAACUGCUGAACGGAACCAACUUCUUCAGCAUUAAUAACAAAACGGGUGAAAUUUCCACUAAGGUUGACACACUGGAUCGUGAGACUCAGAGUGAGUAUAAGCUGAGAGUGAAGGCGUCGGACAUGUUCGGAGUCAAAAAUGCAGCGAAACAAACAGCGGACACUGUAGUGACCAUCAAUAUAAAGGACAUUAAUGACAACGUGGCCUCUUUCUCAAAAGAACGCUACAAGUUUUCUGUGAAAGAGGACGAGCCAGCAGGGUUCAAUAUCGGAAGACUGGACAUUAAUGACCGCGAUGAGAAACAGAAUAAAAACGCCACAUUUACUAUUGAUCAAUCUCAGACAGAAACCUUUGAUGUGAAGCUGAACGACAAUAAUGAUGGAGUUCUCAUACUGAAGAAGAAACUCGACUAUGAGACGAAGCCGAGCUACAAUUUUACAAUAAAACUUCAAGAGCAUGUUGUCCAACCUCCGGACAAUACCAACCUCAGGAGUAGUGCACAGAUCCUCAUCACCGUUGAAGAUGUGGACGAGCCGCCAGUCUUCACCCAGACAGAGUACACCUUUAGUGUUCGCGAAGGUCAGAAAAAUAUCAUUGUGGGAACGGUUUCAGCCAAGGACACAGACAAAACCAGCCACAGGAUACGGUACAGCAUAAGUUUGUCUGCAUGGCCAGUGAACAUUAACAGUGAGACGGGACAGCUCACUCUGAAGAACGCUCUGGAUCGAGAAGCCAAAGAUGUCCAUGAGUUCCUAGUUACAGCAGAGGAGGAAUCGACAAGCAGACUGAAAUCUUCUGCAGUGGUCAAAAUAAAUGUCCUGGACAUCAAUGACAACGACCCGUACCUGGACAAGGACAAAGUGUACAUCUGCGAGAGCGAUGAAAGUGGAACGAUCAUCGAUGUUAUCGGUGCCACCGACAAGGACGAGAAUCCUGGGAAAUUUCAUUUCACUCUCAAAGGAAAGCAUUCAAACUUUUCCCUUCAUGACAAUCUGAAUAACACGGUCAGCAUCAUUCUGAAUCACGGAGGUUUUAGUGCAAAGAACCCUGUGGAGGAACAUCUGGAUAUCGAAGUUAUUGACGGAGGAAAUCCACCACGGAAAAUCACCAGAUCUCUUCAGCUGGAAGUGUGUGUGUGUGGGAGAGAGAGACAGAAGGAGUACUGUGUCGCCUACAACAGGUCUGGAGUCAGUGUGAGCGCUGUUAUCGCCAUCCUGCUCUGCAUCCUCACCAUCCUCGUGAUCGUAAUUCUCUUCGUGCUGCGUAAACGCUACCAGAAGGAGGUGCUAGCCGCUGUCAAGAAACCAUCCAGUGAGAUUCAUGAGCAGCUCGUGGUGUAUGAUGAAGAAGGUGGAGGAGAAAUGGACACCAACGUAUACGACGUCUCCAUCCUGACCUCAGCUCGCUCAGACACCCGUCUCGGUCCUGAUCCACCUCCUCCGGCUAUGUAUGCCGUCGUGAAGAAGCCUUCAGCCUGUAAAGGUGACAUGGCUGUGAUGAUCGGGGUGAAGAAGGACGAGGCUGAUCACGACCGCGACGGAAUUCCCUAUGACACGCUGCACAUUUACGGCUACGAAGGGUCCGAGUCCCUUGCCGGGUCACUGAGCUCUCUCGAAUCAUCUUCUUCCGUCACAUCCGACCUCGAUUAUGACUUUCUGAAUGACUGGGGACCCCGAUUCAGGACACUGGCUCAAAUUUACGGCUCUGAAGGGAACACUUCCUACUGAUCCUGGAAACCAAAAACCACCAGAAGAGAAGAUAAAAGAAGAAGGUUGAUUUCCUUCAGGAUAAAUUACAUUAAGAUGGAGGAUCUGAGUCGGGUUCUACAGUGAUAACAGCAGCCAAUGUUCAACUACUGAUAUACAUUAUUAUUAUUAUUAUUAUUAUUAUUAUUACUGAGUCUUUUGUAUUUUGUAAUUUCCCAUUUUAUAACUGCACAUUUGGUGCAUUUUACUUGAUUAUUAUUUUUAUAUUUUUGGGGCACAUGAGUAUUUACAGUUUUUCCCACCCCGAUCCGAGAGCAGCAAAACCCUAAAGAAUAAACCCUGACCUUAAUAAACGAACAUGUCUUACACCACUUUUAGCAUAAAAAUUGCCUCCACCUUGAUUAUUUUUCUCUAUUAGCAUCUUUCUGAUUUAUGAUCAUGACAUGAACGGCCAGGAUUCAGGUUUAUACAGUGAACAUCAUCACGCAGGGUUCUCGAGCAGUUCUGGUUAUCUUUCCAUGUUGUUUAUUGUGUGGGUUAAUAAAUCAGGUGUUCAGGUCACAUCAACUCUUUAUUCAUUUUUAUUUAAACUCAGUGCUCUCAGUUAAAAAGACAACAAAAAUCCCCCCAGCUUGUAUUAUCAAUAAACCGCAAAACUCCUCGGUUCUGAAGAUGUUGCAAAAUAUAGAGAGGAUAAACUUCUGACCAAUCAGAAUCCAGAAUACUGUUUAACAGCAAAGUUUACACAUCAGGAGAGGAGGAACGGUUUAGCAUUUUGUUGAUGCAAUAUUCUUUAAUGUCAUUACAUUUUACAUGACUGAAUCACACACACACACACACACACACACACACACACACACACACACACUGAGUGGCCGUCUGUUCUGUAACAGUAAUAUUAGCUGCAGGAAGCGGCCGUGCUCACACUGCGGUGCGAGAAACACAGGAAACAGUGUAACGAGCCGCUGACAGAAUUACAGAGCAAUCGGAGUUUAUUUGACAGAAAUCAUCAACAUGCAGACUAGUGUGUGUGUGUGUGUGUGUGUGUGUGUGUGUGUGUGUGUGUGUGUGUGAGAGAAACUCAAAUCUCAAAGGUCCAAUACAAUACAGCAAUGAGGAAAUGUACAGCAACUCACACAUACACACACACACACACACGAGAAUAAAGCCAAUGACUUUAACCUUCCAGCUGCAGUGUGAUUUGAGAUUUAAAUGACAUUAAUGUGGAACGAUUCCAUUUUAAAAACACGGCAGAAAAAAACUUUUAUUCUUCAGUUAAUCAUCAAAAGCUGAGAUCAAAUUCAUCACGAUUUCUACUGAGAACACUUUUUUAAACACUUCACAUUAUUAGUAGUAUGAAAUGUAUAAAUUCCUCAGAAACAGCAUUUUUCUUUAAAUUUACUUUAAAAACUAACGGACUCAAACAGAACAGAAUUUCACCAGUUCACCGUCUCUGAAUUAUUUAAUCGCAGGGGGAAAAAGAUUCCACUUCCUGUGCAAAAGUAAAUAUUUCGUGUGUCACAUUUUAUUUUGUUAUUGUUUGCUUAGUUCUUAUUUCUGACUGAGCAACACAAUCAUUUGUCACUUUUAAAUAAUAUUUAAUGUCGACUCACUAACGAGUGAAAAAUAAAAAGUGACUCAGAGACCAGAGUUAAAGUCUGUCUCAUGGAGGAGUUCAGCUUUCUCGAGGUAAAGUCUCUACAGAUAUGAGGAAGUUUAUUCAGUUAUUACUUCAUCAAUCUGCAAAACUUUAACAUCUGAAUUGAACUCUUAAACUGACUCUGACUCAAUUCUGACUAUGAUUUGAUUCUGACUUGACUCCAGAUCUGACUCAAUUCUGAUUCUAACUUGACUCUGACUCAACUCUGACUCUGACUCCAUCUCUUACUCGCCUCUGACUCGACUCUGACUCAACUAUGAUUCGACUCUGACUUGACUCCAGAUCUGGCUCAACUCUGACUUGAUUCUGACUCUCACUCAAGUCUGACUUGAAUCUGACUCAACUCUGAAUCUGAGAUACUAAACGAUGUUAAGGUGUUAAAGUGUAGAAAUUGUUUUAUUUAGUCGUUUUGCUCGUCGUUUUCGCUGAACCUUCACCUUCACCUCGUCUUCUUCAUCAACACAAUAAACGGAUGCCUUCUCAUUGGCAAACCCCACCCACUAUAUCAGCCACUUCCUGUCAAGAAAGCUCACUUCCUGUUCUCUUAUCUGUUAAGUAAAACAGCACAUGGGAGCGUUUUCCUGUUUUGCAUUCCAGAUGGAAAAAUAAUGCUAAGGAAUGUUUUAGAAGAACAAAGUGCAGAGGAUUUACCAACAGCUGCUCAGUUCGUCCUGCUGGUGAUGUUUAGGUGAUGUUUUAUUACAAUAUUUGAUCCUGUGAGAUCAUUUUUCUGAUUGUAGUCACAGUUUCAGUCAAACAUUUCUGUUAAGAACAACGAUAAAGUGUUUCUUAAAUUCAUGACUUUUAUAUAUUUUAUAUGAUGAUGUCAGUGUGCACAGAGACACACUCUCUCUCUCUUAUUCCCUUUCUUUUUCUUUUCUUUUCUGUUUUGAAAUCUUGCAAUCUAAAAUUUCAGGAAGAAGAAUUUAAUACAAAAAUGUGUUUUAACUUUUAUUUUCCUGUUUGUUUACGAGUGAAUUUACACUCUGAGUGUGUUACUGGAUCGUGUGUGUGUGUGUGUGUGUGUGUGUGUGUGUGUGUGUGUGUGUGUGUGUGUUUGCACACCCACUACAGAUGUGAUUUUUUUUUGUAUUUUUAUUCAUGUAAUAAACUUUACACACAUUAA